AUGGAUGUCAUUCCUCGUCUCAAACUCGCCCUUUUCGGCCUAGGUCGUCUAGGUGUCAUCCGAGCCCGGAUUCUAGCAUACGAGCAACCACUUGUCGAGUUGGUUGCUGUUUGCGAUACCAAGCCAGGAACCGAUGCGUGGGCUGCGGAAAACCUGCCGUCAACAGUCAAGCAUUUCACAAACCCAGAAGAGUGCCUCAAACGUAGCGGAGCACAGGCUGUCUUGAUUUGCACAGCUACAGCUACACAUGCUCCGCUAAUCGUUCAAGCACUCGACCUAGGACUACACGUCAUGUGUGAGAAGCCCAUCUCCGUAGACGUUAUCACCACUGCCACUGUGAUAGAAAAGGCCCAAUCUCGACCAGAUCUCAAAUUCCUUGUUCCGUUUACUCGACGAUAUGAUAAGUCGUAUCGUGAGGCUAAGGCCCUUGUUGAGAGCGGCGAACUUGGAGAGAUUCACGCGGUUGAGACCUGGAUGAGCGACGUCCAAGAUCCUGCUGGUCACUUCGUUGCAUUUGCUGCUCAUUCCGGCGGCAUCUUCCUUGACAUGGGUAUUCAUCACAUCGAUACUGGGCGGUAUCUUUUGGACGUAAAGUCCAACCUCGCAAACCCGAAGAAGCAAGUCAAGCGAGUUACAGCUAUCGGUCAACGAGCUGUGUACACUGAUCUCGCCGCGUUCGGAGAUGCUGAUAAUGCCUGGGGCUUCGUUGAGUUUACCAAUGGUAAGGUCUGGACAACACAUCUCGCUAGGACAACGACAAACGGGUUUGAGGACUCAACACGCGUGUGCGGUACAAAAGGGCACAGUAUCGUCAGUUCUGCUAGCAACGUCGAGAUUCGGGAUAAGCAUGGCGUUCGCAAGCAGACUGUGCCUGAUGCCUUCAAGCUUUUCCCCGAGACAUUUCAAACAGAUAUCACUGAUUUUACCAAUGCGGUUCUCUUUGAUAAGCCUUUGACUUGCCUUGCAGAAGAUGCUUUUGAGGCAGGAAAGAUAUGUACUGCUCUUCAGCAUUCUUACCGCACUGGCCAAUCAGUAUACUUCAACGAUGAAGGAUUCCCAAUCCUCGAUGAUGGUAUACCGACUCCGUAG
Messenger RNA from Alternaria arborescens, 1089 nucleotides. RefSeq lists its product as hypothetical. The transcript is spliced from 4 exons. The coding region runs from base 1 to 1089 and encodes 362 amino acids. Gene Ontology annotation, biological process: NADPH regeneration. The record is from RefSeq and is a predicted model, not a curated record. NCBI's taxonomy places the organism in Eukaryota, Fungi, Ascomycota, Dothideomycetes, Pleosporales, Pleosporaceae. Gene Ontology annotation, cellular component: cytoplasm. Gene Ontology annotation, molecular function: oxidoreductase activity; nucleotide binding.